Molecule: messenger RNA, 5903 nt
Organism: Episyrphus balteatus (marmalade hoverfly)
Lineage: Eukaryota; Metazoa; Arthropoda; Insecta; Diptera; Syrphidae
Gene: Chc
Product: clathrin heavy chain
Exons: 9
Coding region: 530-5557 (1675 amino acids)
Biological process (GO): intracellular protein transport; receptor-mediated endocytosis
Cellular component (GO): clathrin-coated endocytic vesicle; clathrin coat of coated pit; clathrin complex
Molecular function (GO): clathrin light chain binding; structural molecule activity
Source: RefSeq, a predicted model, not a curated record
GUAUUUUCGCCUGUCAUUUGUCGAAUGUGGAAGAUUUUUUCUUCGUAUUCGGUGGUCAGCAGUAAAUUAAUUUUAACUGUGUACAAUAAAGAAAAAAAAAAACUUUAAACAAUCGAAUCGAAUUGUUCCAAUAAUUGUGACUAAUUUGCUUCAACGCAACGAAAAAGAAUAGAAAAUUAAUUUAUAUAUGUAAAGAAAAAUCGAAAAGCUGUACAUUUAUUAAAAAAUAAGAAGAAAGACAGCAUUAAUAAAAUUUCACAAAAAUUAAAAAAAAAAAAUCCAUCGAUUUGUGCACCAAGAGAGCAGCAUUUCACUCUUUUUAGCAGCAGCUCAUUAUCUUCGUAUAUAUGUAAAAAAUAAAAUCCAUUGAAAAAAUUUGUGUAAAAGUAUCGACUCGACUCGACAUAACCGGAAAGUGAGUAGUGGGUUAAAGUUAUUUAAAGAGAAAAGAAAUAAAGGUUAAAAUAAUAAGAAACGUGAAAAAGAAAGAAAAAAAAAUUAACUAAUCAACGAAGAAACAUCAUCCAAAAUGACGCAAGUUCUGCCCAUACGCUUUCAGGAGCACUUACAGCUCACAAAUGUCGGCAUCAACAUCAAUUCUAUAUCAUUCAGUACUCUUACCAUGGAGUCUGAUAAAUUUAUUUGCGUGCGGGAAAAGGUCAAUGAAACUGCACAAGUUGUUAUUAUCGACAUGAACGACUCGAGCAAUCCAACGCGUCGUCCAAUUUCUGCCGAUUCAGCUAUCAUGAAUCCAGCCAGUAAAGUUAUUGCACUUAAAGCGCAAAAAACUUUACAAAUUUUCAAUAUUGAGAUGAAAUCAAAAAUGAAAGCUCAUACAAUGACUGAAGAUGUUGUCUUCUGGAAAUGGAUUUCCUUGAACACAUUGGCUUUGGUUACAGAAACAUCAGUAUACCAUUGGUCAAUGGAAGGUGAUUCAACACCAGUUAAGAUGUUCGAUAGACAUUCCUCAUUGAAUGGUUGUCAAAUCAUCAAUUACCGCUGUAAUCCAUCACAACAAUGGCUUCUUUUAGUUGGAAUAUCUGCAUUACAACAUCGUGUUGCUGGUGCAAUGCAAUUGUAUUCUGUAGAACGUAAAGUUUCUCAAGCUAUCGAAGGUCAUGCUGCUUCAUUUGCCAGCUUCAAAAUGGAAGGCAAUAAGGAACCAUCAACACUGUUUUGUUUCGCUGUGCGUUCAGCUCAAGGUGGUAAAUUGCAUAUUAUUGAAGUUGGUACUCCACCAGCAGGUAAUCAACCUUUCCCUAAGAAGUCCGUUGAUGUAUUCUUCCCACCGGAAGCUCAAAGCGACUUCCCAGUGGCAAUGCAAGUUUCCGCAAAAUACGAUACUAUCUAUUUGAUUACCAAAUAUGGUUAUAUCCAUCUGUAUGAUAUGGAAACGGCUACAUGCAUCUACAUGAAUCGUAUAUCAGCCGAUACGAUCUUUGUUACAGCCCCGCAUGAAGCCAGUGGCGGAAUUAUUGGUGUUAACCGCAAGGGACAGGUGCUCUCGGUGACUGUUGAUGAUGAGCAAAUCAUUCCAUAUAUUAAUACUGUAUUGCAAAAUCCUGAUUUGGCACUUCGAAUGGCAGUAAGAAAUAAUUUGUCUGGAGCAGAAGAUCUUUUUGUCAGGAAGUUCAACAAACUCUUCACUGGAGGCCAGUAUGCUGAGGCGGCUAAAGUAGCUGCUUUAGCUCCAAAGGGUAUUCUGCGAACACCUCAAACUAUUCAACGUUUCCAACAAGUUCAGACACCGGCUGGUUCAACAACACCACCACUUUUGCAGUAUUUCGGAAUUCUUUUAGAUCAAGGAAAGCUUAACAAGUACGAAUCUUUGGAGUUGUGCCGCCCAGUUUUGGUGCAGGGUAAAAAGCAACUUUGUGAAAAAUGGUUGAAAGAAGAAAAACUGGAAUGCAGUGAAGAACUUGGUGACUUGGUAAAGAAUUCUGAUCUGACUUUGGCUCUAUCGAUUUACUUGCGCGCCAACGUUCCUAAUAAGGUUAUUCAGUGUUUCGCAGAGAGUGGACAGUUCCAGAAGAUUGUUCUGUAUGCAAAGAAGGUCAAUUACACUCCUGAUUACAUUUUCUUAUUGCGUUCAGUGAUGCGUAGCAAUCCAGACCAAGGACCUGGUUUUGCCUCAAUGUUGGUGGGAGAAGAAGAACCGCUGGCGGACAUUAACCAGAUUGUAGAUAUCUUCAUGGAACAUUCGAUGGUGCAACAAUGUACCGCUUUUCUGUUGGACGCUCUUAAGCACAACCGUCCGAACGAAGGUCCUUUGCAAACCAGGCUCUUAGAAAUGAAUUUGUUGUCAGCUCCCCAGGUUGCCGAUGCUAUUCUUGGCAACGCUAUGUUCACUCAUUACGACCGAGCCCACAUUGCCCAACUCUGUGAGAAGGCAGGUUUACUGCAACGUGCUCUGGAACAUUAUACCGAUCUUUAUGACAUCAAACGUGCUGUUGUCCAUACUCUUCUCUUGAACGCUGACUGGCUUGUAGGAUUUUUCGGAACUCUAUCCGUCGAGGACUCUCUAGAGUGCCUCAAGGCUAUGUUGACUGCUAACAUCAGACAGAAUUUGCAAAUCUGUGUCCAGAUCGCUACGAAGUAUCAUGAACAAUUGACAACUAAGGCAUUGAUUGACCUCUUUGAAAGCUUCAAGAGCUACGAGGGUCUAUUUUAUUUCCUCGGUUCAAUUGUAAACUUCAGUCAAGAUCCAGAAGUUCAUUUCAAGUAUAUCCAAGCGGCCUGUAAAACCACCCAGAUCAAGGAAGUUGAGAGAAUUUGUCGUGAAUCGAAUUGUUACAAUCCGGAACGUGUAAAGAACUUCCUCAAAGAGGCAAAGCUCACCGAUCAACUACCAUUGAUCAUCGUUUGUGAUCGUUUUGACUUCGUCCAUGAUUUAGUCUUGUAUUUGUAUCGUAAUAACUUGCAAAAGUACAUUGAGAUCUACGUGCAGAAGGUUAACCCAUCGAGAUUGCCUGUGGUCGUAGGAGGACUUCUUGACGUUGAUUGCUCAGAGGAUAUCAUCAAAAAUUUGAUUUUGGUGGUGAAAGGACAGUUCUCAACUGACGAACUUGUCGAGGAAGUUGAGAAACGUAAUCGCCUAAAGUUACUCCUUCCAUGGUUGGAGUCUCGUGUUCAUGAAGGAUGUGUUGAAGCUGCUACCCAUAACGCUUUGGCUAAGAUUUACAUUGAUUCAAACAACAAUCCUGAAAGGUUCCUCAAAGAAAAUCAAUAUUACGAUAGCCGUGUUGUUGGACGUUAUUGUGAGAAGCGUGAUCCUCACCUCGCUUGCGUAGCCUACGAACGUGGACAGUGCGAUCGUGAAUUGAUCGCUGUGUGCAAUGAGAACUCUCUCUUCAAGAGUGAAGCUCGCUAUUUGGUACGUCGCAGAGAUCCAGAACUUUGGGCCGAAGUGCUUGCUGAAGCUAACCCCUACAAGCGUCAACUUAUCGACCAAGUUGUUCAGACUGCUCUCUCAGAGACUCAAGAUCCUGAUGAUAUUUCUGUUACUGUUAAGGCAUUCAUGACAGCCGAUUUGCCCAAUGAACUGAUUGAACUACUCGAAAAAAUUGUUCUUGAUUCAAGUGUCUUCUCUGAUCAUCGUAACUUGCAAAAUCUGCUCAUCCUAACGGCGAUCAAGGCCGACCGUACGAGGGUUAUGGACUACAUCAAUCGUCUAGAUAACUAUGAUGCUCCCGAUAUUGCCAACAUUGCCAUCUCUAACCAGUUGUAUGAGGAAGCUUUUGCUAUCUUCAAGAAGUUUGAUGUAAACACAUCUGCUAUUCAAGUGUUGAUUGAGCAAGUUAACAACUUGGAACGAGCCUAUGAAUUCGCUGAAAGAUGCAAUGAGCCCGCUGUGUGGUCCCAACUUGCUAAGGCCCAACUCCAACAGGGAUUGGUUAAGGAAGCAAUUGACAGUUACAUUAAAGCCGAUGAUCCAAGUGCAUAUAUGGACGUUGUUGAGACUGCUUCAAGUGUUCAAUCUUGGGAUGACUUGGUUCGCUAUCUUCAGAUGGCACGCAAGAAGGCACGCGAAAGCUACAUUGAGAGCGAACUCAUUUAUGCCUAUGCCCGAACUGGUCGUUUGGCUGAUCUUGAAGAAUUCAUUUCGGGGCCAAACCAUGCCGACAUUCAGAAAAUCGGCGACCGUUGUUUCUCCGAUGGAAUGUAUGAUGCUGCUAAGCUGCUGUAUAACAAUGUUAGCAAUUUUGCUCGUUUGGCUAUCACAUUGGUGUAUCUCAAGGAGUUCCAAGGUGCUGUUGACAGUGCACGCAAGGCAAACUCCACUCGUACUUGGAAGGAAGUUUGUUUUGCCUGCGUUGAUGCUGAAGAAUUCCGCUUGGCACAAAUGUGUGGCCUCCAUAUUGUUGUUCAUGCUGAUGAACUUGAAGAUCUCAUCAACUACUAUCAAGAUCGUGGAUAUUUUGAUGAGUUGAUUGCUUUGCUCGAGUCUGCUUUGGGUCUCGAACGUGCCCAUAUGGGUAUGUUCACCGAACUUGCCAUUUUAUAUUCCAAGUUCAAACCAUCGAAAAUGCGUGAACACUUGGAACUUUUCUGGUCACGUGUAAAUAUCCCGAAAGUAUUACGUGCCGCCGAAUCAGCACACUUGUGGUCUGAGUUGGUGUUCCUCUAUGAUAAGUAUGAGGAGUAUGACAACGCUGUGCUAGCGAUGAUGGCUCAUCCAACAGAAGCAUGGCGUGAAGGACACUUCAAAGACAUUAUCACAAAGGUGGCCAACAUUGAAUUGUAUUACAAGGCAAUUCAGUUUUAUCUAGACUACAAACCAUUGUUGUUGAACGACAUGUUGCUGGUAUUGGCUCCACGAAUGGAUCACACAAGAGCUGUUAGCUUCUUUUCAAAAACGGGACAUUUGCAACUCGUUAAACCAUAUUUGCGUUCAGUCCAGAGUCUCAAUAACAAAGCUAUUAAUGAAGCUUUGAAUGGUCUGUUAAUCGAAGAAGAGGAUUACCAAGGACUGAGAAAUUCGAUAGACGGAUUUGAUAAUUUCGAUACUAUUGCACUAGCGCAGAAACUUGAAAAACACGAACUUACAGAAUUUAGACGAAUUGCCGCGUAUUUGUAUAAGGGAAAUAAUCGCUGGAAACAAAGUGUGGAAUUAUGCAAGAAAGACAAACUUUUCAAGGAUGCAAUGGAAUAUGCCGCUGAAUCUGGCAAACAAGAGAUUGCCGAAGAGUUGCUCGGCUGGUUCCUGGAACGUAAUGCUUUUGAUUGCUUCGCUGCUUGUUUAUUCCAGUGUUACGACCUCCUCCGACCGGAUGUUAUUCUCGAACUGGCCUGGAAACACAACAUAAUGGACUUUGCAAUGCCAUACCUAAUUCAAGUCAUCCGUGAAUAUACCACAAAAGUGGACAAACUCGAACAGACCGAAGCCCAACGGGAAAAAGAAGACGAAACUGUUGAACACAAGAAUAUUAUUACAAUGGAACCACAAUUAAUGAUAACAGCUGGUCCUGGAAUGGGAAUUCCUCCUCAAUAUGCCCAAAAUUAUGCACCUGGAUAUGCGCCAAAUAUGUCAUACCAGGGAUAUGGAAUGUAUAAAUAAGUUUAAGGAGCUUAAAAAUACACGCUGUAGCUCGCGAGUAAAUAAAUGUUGUAAUUAAUUUAUCAUUGAGAACAUCUGCGAACAUCCCAACUAUAAAGUAGUUUACUUUCUGUGUAACAAACAAACAGAUGCCGUUUUUCGAAAAAAAAAUAUAAAAAUAAAUAACUAGCAAAUCUAAUUUACCAUCAAACUAAAAAUAAAUAUAUAUUUAAAAAAAAAGCAUAAGAAGAAUUGUUAAACAGUUAAAUUCUUUCAUUUUCGCUUACUAUUAUAUUAUUCUUUAUUUCUUUUUAUAUAAUAUAAUUAUAUCAAUAUAAAUACAUUAAACCUAUGUUAUAUUAUAAAU